AUGUCUUGUUUAGCUCUCUCUCUCCAACCCACAAACGGGUCCGACAUUCUGCUCCAAACCCGUGAAUGGUUCCCCCCUGCCCGAGCUCUUGUGGCCCUCUCGGCCUUUCGCCAAACCCGGCUUGCUUUUGCCUCGGGCAAGCACCGUGAGUCUUCGGAGGACGGCGACACGUCCCUCGGCGAUGACCCACUUGCAGCUUCCAGCGGCCAAGUCAUUGUAGGUAUGGAAAGCCGGUACCGUGUUGUCUACCGCUUAGUCAAUUCAAUAUACGUAUUGGGUAUUACCACUGUUGACGAUAAUGAUAAUGUGAAUAAUGUGUUUGAAUGUAUUAGCAUUGUGAAUCAGGCUGUUAGUGUAGUUGUGACCGCCUGUCGUGGUGUAGAUGUGACGCCUGAGAAACUUGGUAGGAAAUAUGCUGAAAUUUAUUUGGCAUUGGACAUAGUUUUGAGGGGUGUGAGUAAUAUUAGGCUAGCAGCGAUGUUGGGGUCGAUGCACGGUGAUGGGAUUGCAAAGAUGGUUCAUUCGGCUAUUUAUACAGAGAAUAAGAUUAGGGGGGCGGAUAGUUGGAGUAAUGUGGAGGUGAAUUCGAUAGAGCAUGAGGCGGGUGUGGAAGCAUUUGAGAAUGUGAGGUUCGAGUUGCCUCCGGAGACAUUGGAGGCCGGUGAUGAGGUUGCUGCCACGAUUACCUUUGGUGGGCAAAGUGAACAAGAAGAUGACAAGGAAAAGUUGGAAGAUGAGGAGGAGAAGGACCCGUUUGCGGCUAGUGAUAAGCUUGGCAAGCCGGAGGAGCUUGUUGGUGGGUUUAAGAAAGAUAAGGAUCAGGCAGGUGCUGAUUUGACAAAAGCCUUGGUGGGUCUUGACGUUACUACUUUGCCGCCUGCUGCAGCCACAGAAUCAACACAUAUCGGUGUUGAAGGGUUUGAAGGGAACUAUGGUGGUAUAGAGUUUAGUAAUGAUGGGUCAACGCUGCCGGAAGAUUUUGAAGGAAUCAAUAAUGCUUGGGGUGGUGGAUUGGAUGCAUCGGAAUUUGUGGGGACGAAGAAAGUUGCAAAACGCGAGGGGCUUGGUGGGCUUGAAUUGUUAGAAACUAGUGAGCCGCCAAAGACUGUCGCUGAGAGCAGUGGUGCUACUCUUGAAAAUCUGUUGGUGAACAAAACUGAAAUGAAGGGACCGGAGUUGUACAUUUCUGAAGAGAUUAGUGCAGAGUUCAGGGAAUCCUUGCUUGCUAGAGUUGGCUUGAUGGGUACGGUCUACUUAAGAACAUUGCCUCCAAAAUCUGCUGGUGAUCAAGAAACUGAGUUUUCCUUCAAGGUUGAAGGUACUAGUAGUGUUAAGAGAUUUGUUAUGCAAAGCUCUCGUGUAAGUAGCCUUGGCAAUGGGAUGUUUCAUGUGAGGACUGCACCUUCGGAUGACCCUUUAUUGAUAUUGAAGUAUAGUUUGCUACCCCGGUUAGCUCCGCUGCCCUUGAGGGUUCGUCUUACUAAACGUCUUAGUGGAACUUUACUUUCUGUGAUGAUUCAAUAUGUUUCAAACCCUGAUUUGCCCGCACCCUUGAAUGAUGUCACAUUUGUUUUGAAACUCCCAGUGGACCCAACGUUGUUAAAGGUUGCCCCGAAAGCCAUAUUGAAUAGGGCUGAGAGAGAAUUAAAGUGGCACGUUGAAGAGAUUCCUCUAAAGGGUAAUCCAGGUAGGUUGAGGGCGAGGAUGCCUGUGGAUAUUAGCGAAGAAGAUGGAGGGGAAGAACUAGAAGUUGUUGGCUAUGUGAAAUUUUCUGCGCAGGGAAAUAGAUCAUUGUCUGGGCUGUCUGUGCUGCCAGCUUCUGAGGGUAAGACUGAUUUUUAUGAGGUUGACCACAGGUAUGCUAGUGGGAUUUAUAUUUGCAAUUGA
Molecule: messenger RNA, 1887 nt
Organism: Ilex paraguariensis (yerba mate)
Lineage: Eukaryota; Viridiplantae; Streptophyta; Magnoliopsida; Aquifoliales; Aquifoliaceae
Source: the annotation of a GenBank genome assembly